UAUCAAGAAGUACAAGCGACAAUAUGCUGAAGUACAUCUGCGUGCUGCUAAUAUCUCUAAGUGCAGUCUGUUACUGCCAAGACUCCGUCACUGACGGUACCGAGCUCCUGCUCACAUUCUUGACACAUCGUCACGGAGACAGGACACCAAUAUCAUCAACUGUCGCUCUCAGCAAUGACGUGGAAGCUCUGGAGGACGCUACUGCUCGAUACGGAUAUGGACAACUAACUGAUAACGGCAGACGUCGUGCCUACCAGCUCGGUCAGUUCCUGCGUCGUCGGUACGAUGGUCUCCUGUCCCCCGCCUACAACAGGUCGGAGAUCUACAUCCGCUCCACCGACUCCACCAGGGCCAAGAUGACCGUCCUCUCCGCCAUGGCUGCCGUCUACCCCGCGCUUGAGGACAACUGGAGCGCUGACGUCAACUGGACCCCUGUGCCUUACACCACUGUACCUGCUAAAUAUGACUUUAAUCUAGCGGCAGUUAAUUGCCCAGCUGCCCUAUCAAUUACUUAUGAUGACACUUACCCAGCUGAACUGGAUCAAUAUACUGAUGUUCUGAACGAGUUGAGCGACAUUUCGGGCUUCAAUGCUAGCAAUCUUUUGAUAGCCACACAACUUUAUGAUGUUUAUGUUAGCCAGCAAAGCUUAGGAAUACCCCUGGACCCACGAGUUGAACCUAUUUUCCCUCAACUAGAAGCCAUCGCUGGCAUCGGUUGGGAAUACAUGUUCAACAGUGAGAUGAACCUCUAUGAUUCUGGUGUUCUCCUCAACCAGUUCUUCACGGUAGCAGACCAGAUCAUUGCCGGAGAAGACGUGCAAAGAGUCCAGGUGUACUCCGCUCAUGAUGCUAAUGUAUUCUCCUUCGAGGGAGUCACCAGGGUUGUGAAGAGGCAAGGCGCUCCCAAAUACGCUUCCAUGUAUGCCUUGGAGCUGAGGCAGGUGAUCGAGACUGGAGAAUAUGUCGUUGUGCCAGUAUACCUGAACACUCCCAGCGAAGAUGUGAUCACCUACCUGGAGAUAACUGGAUGUGGAUCCCGUUGUGAAUACGAGAGCUUCCGUUCCAUCACCGCUGAUUACAUCCUGGAUGAAGACACCUGGAGGACCAAGUGUGGCUUUACUGAGGACAUGGAGAUCGAUACCUCUUCCAUCGAUUAAAAUACGAGGACAAUUUCUGAUGCCAGAUACCUGAUAAUGAUACUCUAUUAAAUGCUAAGCAUUAUUAUUUUUAUA
Helicoverpa zea (corn earworm) is the source of this 1232-nucleotide messenger RNA. Its product is annotated as prostatic acid phosphatase-like. The transcript has 7 exons. Gene Ontology annotation, biological process: dephosphorylation. Lineage: Eukaryota; Metazoa; Arthropoda; Insecta; Lepidoptera; Noctuidae. The record is from RefSeq and is a predicted model, not a curated record. Bases 24 to 1157 code for a protein of 377 amino acids. Gene Ontology annotation, molecular function: phosphatase activity.